AUGAAUUUAAAUAUUUUUAAAUUUACCUGCUCCCUCGUUUUACUAUUUUUGGUUUAUUUACCUGAAAAAUCAUUGGGAGAUGGAGUGGAUUCGAUGAAUGGAGAGAAGGAUGAAAUUACUGAUAAACUACCUUUAAUUAAUUUUGAUAUAAAUUUUAAGCAUUAUUCAGGUUAUCUUCAAGUAAAACAGAAUUAUAUGCUUCACUAUUGGCUAGUAAAGUCCCAAUCGAAUCCAGCAACUGAUCCACUACUCUUCUGGUUUAACGGAGGUCCAGGAUGUUCAUCACUUAAUGGAUUAUUGGAAGGAAUGGGUCCAUAUAUUUUAAGCCCUGAUAAAAAAACUCUAAUCAAAAAUGAAAAUAAUUGGAAUAAAAAUGCUUCAAUAGUUUAUAUAGAGGCUCCAAUAGGUGUUGGGUAUUCAUAUGCUCUUAAUGGGAAUAUUACGAUAAAUGAUGAUCAAACUGCUGAUGCCAACUAUGAAGCAAUUAAAUUAUUCCUAGCAAAAUUUCCAAUGUUCCGAAAAAGCAAGCUAUACGUAGCUGGAGAAUCUUAUGCAGGUGUUUAUGCCCCAAUGGUUGUUGAUCGAAUUAUUAAAGGACAAAAAGUUUUUCCCAUUAAUUUAAAGGGAUUAGCAAUAGGAAAUGGAUUAAUGAAUUGGAAUAUGAGUAUUGAUACAACCUUACAGUUUGCCUAUGGCCAUGGUAUUUUGGACGAAGAAACAUGGCAAUUGUUUUCGAAACAAUGCUGCAAAGGAUGUGUUGGCAAGUCCCUUUAUUUAAAAAAAUCCCAGUAA
Molecule: messenger RNA, 792 nt
Organism: Meloidogyne enterolobii
Lineage: Eukaryota; Metazoa; Nematoda; Chromadorea; Rhabditida; Meloidogynidae
Source: the annotation of a GenBank genome assembly